AUGCCACCCGCUCAUAUCUUCGUGAUAACUUCCCGAUUUGACGACGCGGCAGGCCCGGCGUCUCAGAACAUUCGGGAUAUCAUUGUAUUCGACGUUCUUUACGGAGUCGGCCUAGUAUUGCUCAUACUCCUUCUUUUCACCGCACUGUUCUCCCCGCGUCACAUUAAACGAGGGCCUACGUGGUUUCUGAUGCUCGUUGGCUGGAUAAUCACCAGCAUGGGAAAUCUGAUUAUAGUGGGACAGCAGACAGGGCCUCCACCAUCUCAAGCGAUAUGUCUUUUUCAGGCGAUGCUGGUGUACGCAUCUCCGGUAUUAACAUCCUCUACUGCAUUUGUAUUUGUCUUCCAGGUUUAUAUGUCCUUCCGAAUGGCAGCCAACUCUUCCAAUCAACCAAUGCUCAGUCGGAAACAAGUAGCAUGGAUGAAUUUCAUUCCAUGGAUAGGUUUUGUUGCUGUAUUGGUCGAAAUUCUGAUCAUAGGGAUCAAAAAUCCUAAUGAAGUCAGAAGAAAUGAGCCAGGGACCUAUUGUAGUUUGUCAGGGUCUAUAGGUUAUGGAGUGACCGCAGGCCUUACUGUUCUCGCCAUGCUUGCAGUAUUGGUGAUGGAAUUUCUCACUGGUCGCAUCCUGCGUCGCGUCUGGAAGAAUUCAGAGACCGUACAGCUCAUACGAAAUAAUGAACUCUUCUCGAUUGAGACCAUGGCAAGAUUAGGCAUCUUCUGCUUCUGUCCAAUGAUUGCUCUAGCAGUGUCAUGUUUGCAAUACUUCCCUGGGCACAGCAAUCUAGGUGCAAGUUUACAGCUUGCUAUUGCUAUCCUACCUUGUUGCGCAAUAUUAAUCUUCGGCAGUCAGAAGGACAUUGUGCGUGCUUGGACAUGUCAGAAGAGCUGA
Messenger RNA from Psilocybe cubensis, 888 nucleotides. RefSeq lists its product as uncharacterized. The record is from RefSeq and is a predicted model, not a curated record. The transcript has 11 exons. Bases 1 to 888 code for a protein of 295 amino acids. Lineage: Eukaryota; Fungi; Basidiomycota; Agaricomycetes; Agaricales; Agrocybaceae.